This is a messenger RNA of Closterium sp. NIES-67, 2062 nucleotides long. Lineage: Eukaryota; Viridiplantae; Streptophyta; Zygnematophyceae; Desmidiales; Closteriaceae. The record is from the annotation of a GenBank genome assembly.
GUCCCCCAGAUCCUCUGCAUGCUCCACGCACAGCCUUCCUCAUCGUCUAACCGAGCUGUUGGAAAGAUCCGUGCCGCCGCCUCUCGUGCUCCUGCCGAAUUAUCCCGCCCCUUUGUGUGAACUGCGACGCGGCUCUUACAUUUUCCCCGGUAGCAGAUACGGAGUUUGGGCGCCUCUUAUUUUCCUGCCGCCCCUCCUGCUGCGUGGCGUCGCGAAUUAUAGAUGCAAUACUUCUCUGUCCACUCGUUUUAAGUAAUACCAUUAGGACUUAUCGUCUAGAUAUUGUAUUUAUUUGUAUAUACUGGAUCAAAUGCCUCCGUACCCACCUCUCCCCUACUGGCAUCGCUCGCUCACCCACCAGUAGCCUCCUCCACAUCCGCCGUGACACCCGGCGCGCUUUGCGGGCCCGUUUCCACUAGCAACGCUGGAUCCUAUCCCGCAUGGGCGCGAUAAGAGACAUACCGACCGCUGUCGUCCUACUGUUAAUUAUACUCGUCGCUUUCCGGCCGCCUGCCGCAACUCACGGGCAGACGUUCAACGACAACCGAUACAAGGGCGUGGGGUUUCAGACAUGCGUACCUUCCGAGAAAGUUCGCUGCAACCGGCUGUGCAACUCGACGACGGGAACGGACGGCCGGUACCUUGUGCCGAUCCGGUGCACGGCGGCGACGAGCGUGCGACGCUUGACGACGCCGUACUGCGCGAGCAAUGCGAUCUCUCGGUCGCAGUGCUGCCUGAGAUGCGCGAAUGCCGGGGCGUGCGCCUACUGGCAGCACAUCAUACCGCCCAACCCGGUGUGUGCGGGGUGUGGGAUGUGCGUCAUCUAUCCCGCGGCGGCCGCGGCGCCGAAAUGCGCCUCGGCCAACAUCACGUUCAAGAAGGUCGCUCGGCUAAACGCCAAUGUCUCCACUGUCGGCACCCCCUGCGGCAGCACCAAGAACGACCCGCACUUCCGCGGCGCGCACGGCACGCGGUUCGAGUUCAACGGCGCUCCCGAGAAGACGUACUGCCUGCUGACGGACUCGAGCCUGCACGUGAACAUGAAGAUGCGCGGGUACUACGACACGCGCACCAUCGGCGCGUCUCUGCUGCGCAACGGGCUGGCUGUGCGCACGUGGAUCCGCGAGCUGGGAGUCGUUUGGCGGGAGCCGGGGGCGGAAGACUCGGGGGAAGCGGAGGCCGCGGAAGGAGCGGAAGGAGAAGCCGGAAUCGGGGGAGCGGGAGUGCGGGCGGGACGGCGGAGGAAGCACACGCUACGGCUGGUGGCGCGGGACGGCAAGGGGCAGGGGCGGAAGGACGGCGGGCGGCUGCUAAGACUGGUCGAGCUGGAUGGGCGGGCUCUGCCGGAGUUAAGACCCGGGCAGCAGCACUCCGCCCCCGGCUUCUCCUUCUCCUUUGAAGCGGAGGAGACCCUAGGUGGAGGCUUCUUCGAGGUGGACUCGUACCGACUCACUAUAGACUCGCUGCUCGACAUCCGUAUAAAGCUGCGCGUUGCACACCCCUUGCUUCAGACGCCCAAGGAUGCACAAGCCCAUAUCAACCUCCAUUUCUCCCACAUCCAAUCAUCGCCGAGUAUUCAUGGAGUGCUCGGGCAGACAUAUAGAAGCGGGAGGGAGAGAAGAGCUAUGGACUUUUCAGCCCUGGCUGUUUUGCUGGGGCAUCCUAUUGCAGCCGAGGGGGAGGAAGGACGGGGUUUCUUGGAUGGGCAGACAGGGGACUACGAGACAACGGGGGUACUGGAAAGUGACUGCGUAUACUCGGCAUUUGAUGGACGGAAGCUGCCCGCAGAAAUCACUUGGUGAGCGUUGCUGGUGUUGGCGCUUCUGGCGGUGAAAGAGCGGGAUAGACCUGCAUAUUCAUCCACUGCCUUCCACAUUAUCUUCAUUUUGUUCAUUGUUGACUCUGAUUGCACUUGUGAUUUGGUAACAAACGAUGUUGCAGAACGUCCAUUGUAGCUCAGCAGGUUAUGUGGCUACCUUUGCCACUGCAUAUUGCUGCCAACAGCAAUCGCUAUUGCAUCGGAACGGCUGUACACACAUUCCUCUGAAUCUUUUUGUACUAC